Trichomonas vaginalis G3 is the source of this 591-nucleotide messenger RNA. RefSeq lists its product as uncharacterized. The record is from RefSeq and is a predicted model, not a curated record. The transcript has a single exon. The coding region runs from base 1 to 591 and encodes 196 amino acids. Lineage: Eukaryota; Parabasalia; Trichomonadida; Trichomonadidae.
AUGGAGAAAACUUUAGAAGAACUAUCCAAUCUUCUGAAGGACUUUGAUAAGGAAUUUCUCACAAUUAUGGACAUUGAUUCAUUAAAUAAGCCAUUUAAACGCGUGAUGUAUGAAGUAAAACUAAUUUCAACAUAUUGGCAUGAUUCUUUGAAUUAUCAACAUGAAAUUUUUGAAUUAGUCAAGCAUCUUAAGGAUCUACAUCCUGAUGAGGAAGCUGAAACAGAUAUACAUCAAGCAGAAAUAGAUUUUGUUGAUUUACACGUUUCUAUAAUGCCUAUAUAUGACGCAGUCAUUGAAAAAUUACGUAACGAAUACAUAUUAUGGCGAAACUUUAGAUGUAAUACAAUGGAAGAUAACGAAGAAAAAACAAAAAUAGAAAUAGAAAAAGCAGAACAAAAUGCAUGGAACAUUGUUAGCGAAACAAUAAGUAACUCUUGCAUUGGCACAUUUACAUUCACAUUAUACAACUUUUCUAAACAAUUAGCUCCAAAAUCAAUAGAAUCUCUUAAAUAUCAUACCAAGAGGCUGACAGAAAUCCACCUUAACUAUUUAUGCCAUAAUCCUCAAUAUGAUCUUAUCGAAGCUCAUUGA